Hyposmocoma kahamanoa is the source of this 938-nucleotide messenger RNA. RefSeq lists its product as uncharacterized. The record is from RefSeq and is a predicted model, not a curated record. The coding region runs from base 147 to 890 and encodes 247 amino acids. NCBI's taxonomy places the organism in Eukaryota, Metazoa, Arthropoda, Insecta, Lepidoptera, Cosmopterigidae. The transcript is spliced from 2 exons.
GAGGCGAGGCGGCGAGCUGCGCUGAGUCGGGGAGCAACAUAGUGCGCGUUUUAUAAAACCCUGCCAUAACGAAGCUUGUUAGUGUGCUUUUGUGAGGAGAUUGCACUGAAGACACCUUCAGAGCGCCGGGUGGGCAAAUAGAAGUAAUGAGUUCCUUGUUGUUAUGUGUCCUCUUGGCAUUAUUGCCGCAAGCGUUUGGACGGGCAUCAAACACGAACAUCAAAUUUAACAACUCCUUGGUAAUCGGACAGAAACCAAAUCACAAAUUAUUAUUGAAUUUAAACGCACCGCCUCUAGUAACGAAAACGAACGAGUUACAAAUAGUAUUCACCGACCCGAAAUGUGCACUUUGCUUUAAUUGUAUGGAACGAGCUUUAAAAGCGCACAAAUAUAACAAAUACCGGCCUGAUUCAGAAGAACUUUCUGAUCUGCUUACAAAUACUGUAACGGUACAGAGAAAGAAGAGAUAUGUGACUUCAACACCGUCAACAGAUGGAAAAAAAGAUAAAAAGGGGAAGAAGAAAAGCAAAGCGCACAAAACAAUUAUAGUUACACAAUAUAAUAUGGAAGGAGAAGUAUAUGCUCUGAAAGUGAAAGAAUCUUUACCAGGUUCGGAUCACACUGAGAACGAGUCCGGUGCAUGCCAUGUGUACAGUGUCAACAAAGUAAUGCGGUGUAAUACUCCGGAAGGAGAUGCGUUCAUUGCCAAUGUUAAGAGAAAUGCCAAUAGGAAGGAUAAGAGACGUAAGGAGGAUGGAGAAGAUGUAACUAGAAAAAACCCAACAACAACUCGAGUGUUGUCGAAAUCUGUAUUUAGAAAACGACAAACUGAUGAUGCCAGAAGUCAAAUGCCCGAAAAUGUAAUGUCGUCCGUAGAAGAAUUUUAUUAAACAAAUUUGUGGGUACAUUCUUUGUGGGAUUUCGAGCAUUCUAAUAUC